AUGAAUCCUGCAAAUCGAGCUUACGCUAAAAGCUUGAUUAUGAAGGGUUUAGAAUCAUCUGAUUAUCGCUCUAGUAGCUCUUCAGAUGAUAAUGAUGUUGUAAUUCUCCCAAGAAAACCUUCAAUUCAAUUUGAAGACUACCAGGAUGAUGAUGUCACAUUUGUUGGUAUCCAAAAGCAAUCUGCUGUUCAAAGACUGCUCGAAAAUUGGGACAAACUAUAUAAAUCCAAUUAG
This is a messenger RNA of Trichomonas vaginalis G3, 234 nucleotides long. RefSeq lists its product as uncharacterized. The transcript has a single exon. Lineage: Eukaryota; Parabasalia; Trichomonadida; Trichomonadidae. The record is from RefSeq and is a predicted model, not a curated record. Bases 1 to 234 code for a protein of 77 amino acids.